Messenger RNA from Mycena indigotica, 3117 nucleotides. RefSeq lists its product as uncharacterized. The record is from RefSeq and is a predicted model, not a curated record. The transcript is spliced from 4 exons. Lineage: Eukaryota; Fungi; Basidiomycota; Agaricomycetes; Agaricales; Mycenaceae. The coding region runs from base 1 to 3117 and encodes 1038 amino acids.
AUGAGGAUUCGACUCGAUAACGAAUUCGAGCGUAUCUUGGGCAAAGCACUUGCGGCAGAUGCGGAAGAGGAUGACGAAGAUGAGGCACUCGAGUUCGAGCAGCAACUUGAAGCGGAGGCCGAUCGGUUUGAGCCCUCUGGUAAUAAAUCGAGCUGCUUUCCAUGGCCAAACGAGACGACACUUCGAUUGGAUGUUAUGGACAAUCUGGGUCAUUGUCGAUUCACGAGCGCGCAGAUAUCGCUGAUUCUGCAUAUCAUGAAGCGGCUGGGGGUCAAGGAUUCAAGAUUGUCUCCGCCCAAGGAAACAUAUUCUAUCAAUUUCUAUGUCACCAAUCUUCGCCACACCAUCGCCCGCAACUUUGCCAAUCCACUCGUUGCCCCCCAUCUGAGUCUCUACCCUGAGGAGGUUGUUAAUGGGCUAGUUUCGGAAAGAUGGCAGGCGGAACGCGCCUUGGAUUACACGCCUGAGCAGCUGACACCAAUGUUUUCGGAUGGUCGGUGCCGCUGGUGGGCAAAUGAAGUCGCUCCCUUGCAUGACGGUCGGUUUGUCAUCCCCAUUGCCUGGAUUGCACGGCGAGGAAGGCUUAUAGUGGAUGCGCUGCUCGUUACUCGAGUCUCUGAUGGGGACCGGUGGGAGUGUCGAGGGAAAGAAGAAGAGAUUGAUGUCAGCCAAUUACAGGCUGACUUCGAUGAUCUCAUCACGGAAUUCGGUCCUGAAUUCACUUGGACCGCUGAAUUGCAGGAAUUUGUGCCAGCAAUGCCAAAUCCUUACCGAAAGCUCAGCGGAGACCGCAAUAAAUCCAAGCAGUACAACAAGUUCCUUGUGAUGGUUAUGCAAAACAUGUCGCUGCCCAGUGUCCUUCUCAAGCAAGAGUUCCAUGUCCACUUCUGUGGGGCAUCGCAACAUGUCACCACAGCCGAGUUGAAUGCAGUGCUUUGGGACUUUGUCCAGGGUACCGAGCGCGACCCAAUUAUUUGCUUCAAUGCAUCCACCCAUUGCGAGGCUGCCGUGAUCAUUCGUGUGCAUGACAAGAAUGCAGACAAUCCUCAACAAUCGGAGGAGGCGAGCCACAUUGGGUGCAAUGGAACCCAUCCAUGCCGAAAAUGCAAGUGGGGUGGGUCGAAGAUUAAUCAAGUCCAAGAUGCUGUCUAUCAUGCUUGCCAUAGUCCCAGCAUUGCUCGAACCGCAGAUGAAAUUCGAGCUGAGCUACAUCAUCAACUCUCCCUCGCAGCAAAGGGCAGUGCUGCAGCCAUAGAAACACGCCAGAAGGAGACAGGGACCAAGGAUAAACUCACCCAGUAUUGGAUUGAGCGGACACUUGAACGAGUAUCCCAGUUGAAGAGUGAGAAUCCGAGGAGUUCCGCCAAAACAAUUGCCAUGGAAGCACAGAAUUGGCUAGCAGAGCAGCCCGGAGACAAAAUGAAUCCAUUGCUUGAUAUAAUUGGCCUCGAUCCGGCUCGUGACAUGCCGAUAGAGAUCCUCCACACUGUCCUGCUUGGUGUUAUUAAGUAUAUUUGGCACCAUCUGAACACACAGAAAUGGACCGAUGCAAACCGGCAUCUCCUUGCCAUCCGUCUCCAAUCAACUGACAUCACCAGCAUGAAUAUCCCGCCAAUUCAUGGGGCGUAUAUGAUUCAGUAUCGCAACAAUCUGAUUGGGAAACACUUCAAGACGAUUAUGCAAGUACUCGUGUUUCACAUUCAUGAUCUCUGCAUGCAAGAGCAAUUUCAGCUUGUCAAGGCGGCAGCUGAUCUUGGUGCACGCGUCUGGGUAUCGGUCAUCGACAACAUGGAAGAGUACAUUGCAGAUCUCAAGACCGCCAUCGCAAACCUCCUCGAUGCAUGGGACAGUGUUGAACCCCUCAGGAUUCUCACCAAAAUCAAGCUUCACCUCCUUCCCCACCUUCCUGAUGAUAUACAGCAGUUCGGCCCGGCUGUGCGAUUCUUGACAGAGACACAAGAGUCGUAUAAUGCCGUUUUUAGAAUGUGCUCAAUCAAUGGUAAUCACCAAGCACCCAGUUGCGAUAUCGCAGUCAAGUUUGCAAGCAUGAAUAAUGUGAAACACGCACUCUGUGGUGAAUGGUGGGAAUCUGCCGCCACAACAACGGAGGCUCAGGAGUGGGUUCAACCAGGUGAUGGAGUCAAGAAACUUAUGCUUGAUGAUUCGGUUCUUCAGCGACAUCUUGGCUGGGUGACUCAUUGUGCUCCGGUUCCUGGAUUUGUCCGCCUAUUGGGGUUGGAAGAGUUUCCCGCCAAGCCGUGGCACCAAACGAUCGCAUCACAACACUGGAAGACAGGAAAUCAGCCUAUUUCGGAAGGCAUGUGGCGUGAAGGACUUUCCGCCACCUGUAAAACGGGAGAUGCUGUCAAAAUCAAUGGGUGGGCCUUUGUCCGUGAGUCAGAAACCAAGGUGGCGCUGGGACAAGUCACCGAAAUUCUCUUGGGACACAAUGGCCAGGCCUGGAUUUGUCUUCAGCAGUUUGUCUGCACUGAAACACGACACCCCGAAUUUGAUUGGCUGGUUGUACAGCCACCGCUUGGGCACAAGAUUGUCGAACAACAGCUGACAUCAUUCCUUGUGGUUCCCGGAACUGCAAUGGAAUUUAGCUGUUCAGUUCAACAUGACUGCCGGAUGGGACACUGUCAGCCAGCCGUUGUUGCGAAGGAACGGCAAGAGCGCCAAGACACCACACGAGACAUCAGCUUGGUCAGACAUGGUGAUGACGAGAAUUUUGUCUUGAAUUUGGGGUCUGUGCAUAACUUUGUAGAACUCACCCGGGUCCUUCCACGCAAUCUCUGGAAGCUCAAUGCACUUCACGACAAUCACUUACUGUUUCACACUCAAAUGGCUGUCAAGGCAAGAGCUUCUCGCUUGAUAGCCCGCGAGAAAACAGCGGAGAAACAACGAGCAACAGCUGCAAAGAAGAAAGAGCAGGCAGAGGAGGCUGCCCAGAAAGCACAGAUGGUUGAUAGUGAUGGGUCUGAGUCCGACUUAUCAGAGGAACAUUCAGAGGUGGAUGAUGAAGAUUUUGUUCUGAAAGGUGUGGGGCGGAAACGGGCUAGGAAUAAUGCAAAGGGAACGGAUGGUAUGACAGGGAAGCGGUUGAAAAGGGGCUAG